CCCCGCGCGCGAAACAUGGCGGCGAACGGCGGGAACGGAGCGGAGCGAGCGCGGCGGGCGGGGAGGGGUUAAAAGGGGCGGGGUUAAGGAGGGUGUGGCGCUGGGCGUGGCUCUGGGCGUGGCCAUGGCGGAAGCGGAGAGCGCCCCCUGCCUGCUGGGCCUGGCCACCGCCAGCGGCCUCCCGCUGUUCUGCCGCCCGCCCCGCCCCCAGGUGCCGUUCUCGUUGGUGGGGGCGCUGCACGGGGUUCACCUGUUCGGGGCGGCGGCGGGGGCGGAGCUUCGGGAGGCGGCCACGCCCACCGCGCACCUGGCCUGGGCCGGCUACGGCAACAGCAUCACCCUGAUCCUGCUCAGCCCCUCCCCCACCCCCAGCCCCGCCCGAAUCCUGGACUCCGCCUUCGGCGCCAUGGUGCUGGUGCUGGGACUGGAUGAACUGGUGCCCGUCCGCAACGUGGAGAGACUCAAACGGGACCUGAGGAGCUGCUUCGGGCUGCUGGACGCCAUCCUGAGCCCCGGGGGGGGAGGGGCGCUCGGCCCCCCCCACUGCCCCCUCCCCCCCCCCGGCCCCCGGGAGGCGCUGCAGGAGCGGCUGGAGCGUUUCGCGGGCUCCGCCCAGACGGAUUUGGCGGGAUUGGUGCUGGGGGGGGGCGGGGCCGUGCUGGGCACCGCCCGCUGGGGGGCGCUGUCGGGCCCGGACUCCGCCCAGCUGCGCGCGCUGCUGCGGCCGCCGCCAGGGGGCGCCCUCGGGCCGGGGGCGCGUGACCUGCCGCUGUUCCUGCCCAAUGGGAGCCCGCGGGUCCCUCACCGGCUGCUGCUGCUGCCGCUGCUGCCGGGGGUGGGCGUGGCUCUGCUCUGCGGGCCCCGCCCCUCCCUGCAGCACCUGCUGACACAGCUCGUGCCUCAAUUUUGGGCUCCCGUCCUGGAGCAGCUCCGGGGUCUGGCCCGGCCCCGCCCCCCCCCGCUGCCCCCCGAAGUUUUGGGGUAUCUCCUGAUCCAUCAGGGCCAGACCCAGAGCAGGAUCCUGAAGGGGGCAGGGCAGGCUGCAGCUGAUGCCCUCAGGCACCUCUACACCCUCCUGGCCCCCCAAUAUUGCCCCGAUUUGGGGGGCAGGGGCCCCCCCCGAGGCGCCAGGCUGUGUUACCUGGCGCUGCCGUCGCUCACGGGCUGCUGCCUGCUCCGGCCCGAGCUGCUGCUGCUGCUGCUGCUGCCCCCCGGGACCCCCCGACAGCCCCUGCAGGCCACGGCCCGGAGCGCCCUCAGCGCCCUGGGACAGCUCUGACACCCCAAAAUAAAAUCUGAAACACUCCUGGGACGGCCCUGACACCCCAAAAAUAAAAUCUGAAACACUUCUGAGC
Oenanthe melanoleuca is the source of this 1355-nucleotide messenger RNA. It is a transcript of the gene FUZ, whose product is annotated as fuzzy planar cell polarity protein. The record is from RefSeq and is a predicted model, not a curated record. The transcript is spliced from 11 exons. NCBI's taxonomy places the organism in Eukaryota, Metazoa, Chordata, Aves, Passeriformes, Muscicapidae. Bases 125 to 1279 code for a protein of 384 amino acids. Gene Ontology annotation, biological process: vesicle-mediated transport; non-motile cilium assembly.